Glarea lozoyensis ATCC 20868 is the source of this 267-nucleotide messenger RNA. RefSeq lists its product as uncharacterized. Lineage: Eukaryota; Fungi; Ascomycota; Leotiomycetes; Helotiales; Helotiaceae. The transcript has a single exon. The coding region runs from base 1 to 267 and encodes 88 amino acids. The record is from RefSeq and is a predicted model, not a curated record.
AUGGGCAACACCCCCUCCCACAACGUCCGCGGCUACGCGCGUCCGAAAGGCGAGCUCAACCCCAUGAAACACGGCUUCUGGAUCAAAGACUCGCUGCUCACGCACCCGAGAUGGAAGGAUAUGGAGGAGGUACCUGGGAGGAAGAAGAAAGUCGAUAAGAAAGUGGAGAAGGACAAGAUGGAGAGGGAGAUGUUUCAGAAGGGGUGGGAGGCGGCUAUGGCUGCUAAUGCUAAGGCGGGAGGAGGGGUGGGAGGGACGGGAGGGUGA